This is a messenger RNA of Lathyrus oleraceus (garden pea), 873 nucleotides long. RefSeq names its product protein PEROXIN-4. Bases 167 to 640 code for a protein of 157 amino acids. NCBI's taxonomy places the organism in Eukaryota, Viridiplantae, Streptophyta, Magnoliopsida, Fabales, Fabaceae. The record is from RefSeq and is a predicted model, not a curated record. The transcript is spliced from 5 exons.
CCAUCGUCUUCUACGUGGGUCCCAUCAUUCCAGAUCUAUUAUUGACCCAACACAACUUACCAUUUUCCAAAUCACCAAAUCUGAAUAUCUCAAUCAACACUUUCUCGCUUCGAUCUUCUGUUUCUUCCUACAACCUCUAUACGUUUUCUCAAUCCUACAGUUUAAUAUGCAGGCGUCACGGGCAAGGCUUUUCAAGGAGUACAAAGAGGUGCAACGAGAGAAGACGGCCGAUCCUGAUAUUCAACUGGUUUGUGAUGAUUCUAACAUUUUUAAGUGGACUGCUCUUAUCAAGGGACCCUCAGAGACUCCUUUCGAGGGUGGUAUCUUCCAGCUUGCAUUUUCUGUUCCAGAGCAUUAUCCUCUACAACCGCCUCAAGUCCGGUUUUUGACUAAAAUAUUUCACCCGAAUGUGCAUUUUAAGACGGGAGAGAUUUGCCUAGAUAUCUUGAAAACUGCUUGGAGCCCUGCUUGGACUUUGCAGUCUGUCUGUAGGGCUAUAAUUGCUUUGAUGGCUCAUCCAGAACCUGACAGCCCACUGAAUUGUGAUUCAGGUAAUCUUCUGCGUUCAGGUGAUGUUAGAGGGUACCGGUCCAUGGCAAGAAUGUACACGAGGCUUGCAGCAAUGCCAAAGAAAGGCUGAUUGAUUUCUGAUAACUUCUGUUCUCUAGUUAAUAAGUUAGCAGUUAAUGUAGAAGUUCUUUGUUCAAAUCUUAAUUUGUUUAAAGUGUAUACAUUUUAUUUAAGACAUGAUUUUUGUUGUUUUAAGAUAUGUAUUACUGUGGUGACUUGUACAAAGUGUCAAUGUGACUUCAUGUAUGUAUCUAGACUUGAGCCGAACAAUUAACAUGCUUGAAUAAUCCUUGAUUGCUUCAA